UCUAUUUAUAAUGAAUUACUCAGAGCUUAUAGUUCCAAAUGUCCUCCCCAUAUUCCAUCUUCAGACAUUUGUUUAGUGUAUUAAUUGAACGUAGUAGAACUUUCAUGAUGAAAAUUAGAGAAAAAAUUUUUAUUUUUCUAAAGCUAUUUGAUUGCCAUUGAGCGAUACUUAUUGUAAUUUUCCUCAUUUCCAGUUAGUUAAUCAGCUAUAGCUCUAAAGAGACAAUUUCCAUCAGCAUUCACAUCUCGAAGUGUCAAUCCUACAUGUUGCAAUCGUUUAUUGAAUUAAUUGAAAUAUUUCUUCAUUUAUUUAUUAGGAUAAAUAGGGAUAAAAG
This is a messenger RNA of Paramecium primaurelia, 334 nucleotides long. NCBI's taxonomy places the organism in Eukaryota, Ciliophora, Oligohymenophorea, Peniculida, Parameciidae. The record is from the annotation of a GenBank genome assembly.